Molecule: messenger RNA, 204 nt
Organism: Phytophthora nicotianae INRA-310
Lineage: Eukaryota; Oomycota; Peronosporomycetes; Peronosporales; Peronosporaceae
Exons: 1
Coding region: 1-204 (67 amino acids)
Source: RefSeq, a predicted model, not a curated record
AUGCAGCAACCUCAGUCUGCGUUGAAGCCUCCGGCUGCAGUAAAGCAAGCCAUCGCGAACUUCCAGUCGAUAGGGCCGUUUAAGGUGAUUCCUCCUGCAGAAAACGAGACUUCCUACAUUUUUAAGUGGGGAGUAAGGGUCGAGUACCGCGACGAGAACAACAAGCUCACAGUCCGGUGGGCGUAUUUAGCCGAUGAAACGUGA